Molecule: messenger RNA, 7363 nt
Organism: Nilaparvata lugens (brown planthopper)
Lineage: Eukaryota; Metazoa; Arthropoda; Insecta; Hemiptera; Delphacidae
Gene: ex
Product: protein expanded
Exons: 15
Coding region: 581-4297 (1238 amino acids)
Biological process (GO): positive regulation of hippo signaling
Cellular component (GO): cytoplasmic side of apical plasma membrane; cytoskeleton
Source: RefSeq, a predicted model, not a curated record
GCUGCCUUGCUGCAGGUAUCAGACAGAGGAAUGCGGUGAGUGGUUGGCUUGUCCCCCGCGCCGCAGCGCUGGCAUCGCCGAACAGUAGCUGUUUCCCCCUCCACUCCACCCGAUUCCUUGCCUCGCUCGAGUGUCAGUCGCUAGUCCAGCAGUCCAAUGUCCAGUGUAGUAGGUGAUUGCCGUGUGCCGCUCUCUGUGAUUGCGCCUUUUUCAACAAUUAUUCAUUGUUUUUCUGUCAAAUCAGACAAAUUGUCAACAGUCUACGACACAAUUUAGCGAGUGUAUUGUCUGUGGUGUCGUGUGGUGGCAACAACGCGCCGAGUUCAUGAUAAAAGUGUGCCGUGUCUUGUGAAGUGAAAUUGAGCUGUGGAAUGCGGUGGGUGUUGUUGGUCUGUCUGUCUGUGUGUGUGAAAUUGUUGUGAAUUAAUAUUACUUGUCUACGCACAUACUUACUGUUUGUUCGGUUGUGUUUGUGGAUACUUAUAUCAUGCUCAUUCACGUGGAAUUCCAGCUACAAACUGCUGUACAGGAUAGCACAUGAAAGUUGUGGGUGAUAUUCGGGAUGUAGGAGUAAUGCAGUAUGCGCCAGUGCUCUACCAGUGCACCAGUCGAGUCUUGUACCGCAGUUAGUCCGUCCACGCCCAACACUCGCUUCGCUGCCGUUCACCUUCUCACCAACCAGUCUCUCUAUUUUUGUGUCGAGCCGAAGACAAGAACUAGGGAACUUUACAAGCAGACAUGUCAGCACCUGGCUGGAAAGGGCAUGAUAGACACGAAACUCUUCGGCCUAGCCAUUCUUUCAGAUGGAGAGUACUUGUUUGCAGAUCCAGACUAUAAACUAUCAAAAUAUGCACCAAAGAGUUGGAGAUCGUCUUCUACCCAUGGCUUGGACAACAAUGGAAAGCCACUGCUGGUCUUGCACUUCCGAGUCCAGUUCUACGUGGAAAGUCCCCUUCUCCUCAGCGAUGAGGUGUCGCGACACCACUACUACCGGCAGCUGCGGCAGAACGUGGCGGAACGCGGCCUGGUUCACGCCGGCAGCUCGGAGGAGGCACUCUAUCUGCUCGCGGGCCUCGCGCUGCAGGCCGAUCAAGGCGACUACACACCGGCACCUACCCCCACUACGGCCCCCCCAACCACAUACUUCCAGCCCAACGACUAUUUCCCACAACAGAUGGUGAAGAGCGGCAACGAGUCGCGCCUGGUGCAGAUGGCGAUUGGCGCACACCGCGCGAAUCGCGGCCUGAGUCGCGCCGACGCAGAGGUGCACUACAUCCGUGAGGCAUCCAGCGCUGACACCUCCCCCCUCCCGCACGCCUCUCACCUCUAUCGGCUCAGGUACAAGAAGCAGGAGGCCAACUGCGUCCUCCUCUCCAUCUGCACUCAGGGCAUACAGCUCUACGAGGAGAACUCAUCCAAGUCGCUCAACGGCACCUUCCUUUGGAACGACAUUGAAAAGCUUUAUUUCGAUAGGAAAAAAUUUGAAAUCCGUGCAAACUGGCAACCUUCUGGUCAAAAACUAACCUAUUACACUAGCUGCGAUGAAAAAAGUAAACACUUAUUAGCACUCUGUAGAGAAACGCAUCAGUUUAGCAUGAGCAUACAGGCUCGAUUAGCUGAAGUUCGAAGAAAAGAAGCUGAAGAUGAUCUGGACUUGGAAGUAAUGAUCAAUUCGCCUCCAGCAGUGGCGUCAGUCGAGUCCCUGCCACACGCUUGUGAUGCGCAGAGAACGUCAGAAAGAUCAGCUACUUGCGACCACUUCUCCCAUCUGUCACAUUCCCUCACUCACACACUCUCGCAUCCACAUUCCUGUCCUCAAACUGAUCUUCCUUCUCAAGAUGUUAGCCAUACGAACAGCGGCGGCGGUGGUGGUGGUGGUGGUGGUGGUGGCGCUAGUGGCAGUGCGCUGACCGUCAACUCGAUGAAGACGAGGUCGUCUCUGAUUGGUGGAGCUACCACUCCGGCCACCACUGACGGCAGCCAAUGCUCCAGCUCCUGUUCAACCGUUGUUGUCGCCAGCUGUGCGCCCGAACCUAGGGAAGAACGGAACGGCAUGACUGAGAGGCGAGGCAGUACAACAUCGAGUCUGGAAUUGGAGCUGGGAUUCAGUCACACGGCUCAGAACUCUGUGAUCUCGGAUUCGACGUCGACCUGCCUGGAGUUAGACUACUCGGUGCAGUCGGCGCACACCAGUUCGGGCGUCUACACCCUCCGCAGCAGUACGCACGCCACCAACACAGACACAGUGGCCUGCUCGUCCGAGACCAGUGGCAUUGGUGUCGACGAAAGCGAUGGUCACAGAACGAGAAGUGGCUCGCUGGUGAGUGCGUCGGGCAGCUUCCACGGGGACGGGAGCGACCCGUCGGACGCGGGUCGGGGGACACUGCUGACCGCAGAAGAGCUCUCCGACCUGAUUGUGGGUCGCAGCCCGAAGCCGCGACGGGGCGUGUACCCGUCACGGGCCACAGUCAGCUCCACCCUCGACUCUGACUCCGACUAUGUCACCCUGCCGCCUCCGCCCCUCCCGCCCCCGCGCUCCGACUCCGAGGCCCUCAGUCGCAGCUACAGCACCCUGGACUCCGAACCCCCGCAGUCCCAUCUGUCGCCCUUGUAUCAUGAGGACAGUUUGAUUAAUUCGCGCAAGGUAAUGGAGGAGCAGAUGCUACAGCAGCAGAUUCAAUUCCAGCACCUGGCCUCGCCGUACUCGCCACAACUCGUGUUACCAAAGGCACAGUCCUUCCUGGACCACAUCCUCGUCAACUCCGCCCCGGCCAGCAUCCCCCUCCACCUUCCACCGGACACCAGACACCACGCUCUGCUGCCGUCGGCCUACUCGCACCUACCUGAACACCGCAAGUACCCCGUCGACCCCGCCUCCAGGAUGAAAGCAGCUGCUAACACAACCCAAAACCUCAUUCCCAUUGUUACGAGUAACAACUAUCUGGAUGUGAGAGGUAGUGGUGCGGCCUUCCUGCAACACUAUCACCAGAAGUUCCCCCCUCCGCCGCAUCCUCGGCAACCGCCGCCUCCACCGCCUCCGCCGCCCCCCAGACCGACCCUGGCGACGGUCUACACCAGUCAGGUGACCAGCGGUCAGAUUGAACAGUUCAAACAGCAGUUGUACUCGGACGUGGACUACGUUAUCUACCCGAUGCAGGACCCGGCCAUCAGCAAACAGGAGUACAUGGACUCUAAGCUGGCUCUGGGCCACUACCAGCACCCCCCGCCCCCGCCCUACCCGCACAAGUCGCGCCUGCUCUACCGGUCGACUCCGAACGUGGCCGCCUACCUGCCCCUCCCCACCCCCACUACCACCCCCAUCCAUCACUACGCCUCCAACCAGAACCUCACCACCGCCGACUCACUCUCCUUCGUUUCCACUCAUCACCCUUCUUCGCCCUACUCUGCCGCUGCCUCCUAUUCUUCAUCAUCAACGCAUAGUCUCAGGUAUGAUCCUCUUACCCUCCAGAUGAUGCCUUCAGUAUUAAGUAGUGGUUUCACGAGAACACAGUCUGAUGACAACAUUCUCAACUGUGUUUACGAUAAACCAAAAUUCAGGCGUCCUCCUCCACCUCCGCCUUAUGAACUGCAGAACCAAUAUGUGUGUGAAGCGGAAGAGCUGAGGAAGACGCUUCUGCCUCCGACGCCUGUGCGGCACACGUCAUCCCUGUCUUCAGCUGCAGCUGCAGUUCACAGCAAGCCUGUUUUUCCGCCGUCUUUAUCGAAGACAGUGCUGGAAGAACAACGCAAACUCAACAACGGCAAUGUGGCAAAGGGAAUAGGAGCGGGAGCGGCAGCGGGAGCGGAUGGAUUGCUCGACAUCAGCACCCUUCGUGAGAAAAGUAAAAACCUGGAUCUGCCGCUGAUAUCGGCACUGUGCAACGACAAAUCACUGCUCAAACAGACCAACGCCUUCGUCAUGCCCAAACACCCUUCCGCCUCCACCGCCUCCACCUCCACCCCCCGCGACGACCGCCCCAAGUCGUGGCACGUCAAAUCCCCCAAGAAAUGCUCAUCGGAGGCGGCAGCCAUCGUGUCCACGGAAAGUGUCGGCACCUCCACCGAUCCUUCGCCCAAAAAGAACACUCUGUUCGCCUCCUUCCUGUCGGCCAAAUCGUCCCCCUCCUCCGUUCCUGCAGUUCCUCUCAAGUACGCCACCACCUCCAAUAGCAAACUCAAGUACCCCGUCUCUGGGUUGUCGACCAAUCAGAUUGUCAAGUCCAGUCGAAAAACAGCCACUAGUUGUCAUACUCAUCCAUCCGAUUCCAAACACCAUGCACACACCAAACUAUCCUGAUACAAUUUUUCCCUUCUAGCGAGGAAUAGUUUUUAAUUCAAUGUUUAGACUUAUUAUAUGAAUAUAAUCGUGAGGAUUCGUAUGAGGUACAAAUUAACGAGUAAGUUAUGAUGAAUCUCCUUGAACAAUUAUUUGAUAAUAUUUGACCAAUAUUCAUUGGUCAAUUAUUAAUGAACUGUUAUCUUAGAUCAUUCAAUUUGCCGUAUAAGCUCUUGCAGGCUUUGUCUGAUCGCUUGUAUCUCAUACAUACUUCUAUUAAAGUCUUAACGCACUCAUUUCAAGAAAGUUUCACUUGAGGUAUUUAUUUCGCUUCCUCAUUUCUUCUACUUAACGUUGAAAACUUUAAGAAGAAUGAUAAUAAUGAAGAAUGAAUCGUUAAUCCUUACUCAGCUUCAAAUUCUUCAGUCGAUAAGAAUUUUUAACAGUAAUUCCGACAUCAAAGAAGACAGGUACUUGUUACGUGCCUGUAGGGGUAACGGAAAUUACUUUUACAUCAAUUAGGCGAAUUAAAAUCAGAGGGAUGCUUUAUUAUGAUUCUUUUGUUGUCUGUUUUAAAACUAAUUCACUUGAAAACAUGUGUUUUAACAUGUUUCAGUUCAUUUGAGAAUAAUAAUUAUUAGUGUUGAGAAACUCUAUGUACAAGAGCAUAAUAAUUAUCUAGCGUUUGUUAAGAUAACUGAACACUGAAAUAUUCUAUUUUAGAAUUGACAAAAGAUUGGUCUUCCAUUCCAAGCUAAUGAUGUGCCUUGCUUUAAUUUUAAAUAAUUUUAUACAAACUUUUCUAAUCUUUAUAUUGAGGAUAUCAUCUUUAGAGAUUUGAGUGCACUGGAACUCGCAUUAUCCAUAUUAUUUCUUAUCCAAGGUACCUUGGAUAACCUUACCUUAUUUGUCAUCUACAUUCCACUUCAUGAAGUUAUCUCAUUUUCUCUCGUACCGUGAUUAACUUUUAUAGCCGUACUUCACUUUUAAACAUUAAGGGAGUUGCUCAAUGAUCGUUAAUAAUAUGAUUCUCUUAUAAAUUCUGUAACUCUAAAUACUUUUCAACCUAUUAAAACUACAGAAGUGCCAAAUGCAUGAAGAAACAUUCUACAUUGCCAUAUUAAUAAAGAAAACUCAAAUAAUUAUGGUAACGGUGCUAUAUUUAUGGGAUGAAAAAUCAAAUAUCAAAGAUAGGCAAAAUAUUUAUAGCAAAAAUAAUUUUAAUUAAUCAGAAGUUGCAUUAGCUCUUACUGCAACUUCGUAUCAUGGGAUUAUUUAAAAAAAGUUAGAUUGAUUGGAAAUCUGCUAUUAUCAAUGGUGCUAAGCCGUUAAAUUCUUGUGAGAAGAAAUAAUUUGAAAACAAUAUGUUUCACUUUAUCAUAAAGUGGUGCUCAUUCAAAAUUAUACUUAUUGUACAACACAACUGUUAACUUUUUUACGCUCAAUUAGAUAAGAUAGUUAAGAUAAUUUUGUAGAUUGUGUUAAUUUCAACCCUUCAAACACAUCUUGGAAUUCAAUUAGAAAAUUCCCUGUAUCUAUCUAUUUCUGACUUGGAAAUUGUAUUUUUAAAAUACUUGUAGACUCUCAAGUCUAUAUUAAAAAGUGUUAGUGUAGAUAAUUUACCCAUCAGUGACUUGUUUUGUGUUUACCACUAUAACAAUAUUGAUUGGGCUUCUUUAAUUUAUUUAUAAGUUGAAUAUUGACAAAAAUUCAAAAUGUUUCGAGUAGUUGUACUGGUCUUAUUCUUGUACAAAAACGCUCAAAAUAACAUUAUUUUAUAUUAAUAUUGUUUAUUUGGAAAUUUUCACUAAUGUGAAAAUUUCUUUGUCAACUCAGGGUGCCAUUAAUAUAUUAUAUACUGUACUUUUUAAAUAGAUAUUAAUAUUAUACAUAAUACAUAAAAGGAAAUAUGUUUCUGUUAAACCAUAAUAUGAGUAGUUGUUAUAUUAUAUGAACUACUUUGGUGUAUUUAGAUGUUUAAUUUGCUAGUUUAUUUAUCAAGAAGUUUGGAAGUAAGCUCUGUUUCCUACAAAGUGAGCAUAGUAUAAAUAUAAAAUAUAUACAUAGAUUGAUAUCAUAAGUUGUACAUUUCUGUCUUAUCGUAAUUAAUGUAAAAUAAUUUUGAUGCCAUUUUGUUAGAGAACAGAGCAUACAGAAGUGGAAGUGCAAUUUUAUUUAUCACUUUAUUGUGUUGUAGGGUAAUUUGCUCAAGAAUUUUCAAUUACAUUUAUCUCUUGAUUCACUAUUGUACAUUUUUGUAAUGAGAUUUAUGUCAGAAGAGGACAGAAAUUACUAUUGAAGCGAUUUUUUUAGGAUUUCUUAUUAGAUUUUCUAGUAUAUUUUUAAUUGCAGAUAAAAAUAAUUAUUCGUUUUGAAUCGAAUUUAGUUGCGAAUGAAUCAUCUUUCAUGAUCUAUACCUUCACAUACAAAUCUUAUUGCUGGUUAAAAAAUGCAUAUUCUAUCCAUCAAAUUCCAGUGAUGCAAUCACAAAAUUGUAAAUAAAAAUAUAAUCACAUUAUCAGACCAAAUCUAAACAUCACCGUAGUUAUGUAAUAGGUCAGCCAAUCUUUGUUGUUUUCUAGAACCUUCAAAAUGCUUAUUCAAGAAAAAUGUCUGCCAUAAAAUAUAAUAACUAUUUAUCUUGCAAACACCGGAAACCAAUACAUAUUUAAAAGGCUGUGAAGGUUAUCUACAACUAGAUAGCAAACUCACUUCUAGCCCUAUAAUUUACUACAAUUCAAUUAUAAUCAAUCACGUAACAUGGUCCAUUAUUAUUCCAUUGCAGUGUAUGAUAAACAGUCAUCUUCAUUCUUUAUAGUGCAUUUCAUGCAAACAAAUCCAUAAUGUAAUACUGGUAUCUUCAGAUUUUUUAAGCACUCUUCCUCUGCAAACUCAAAAGUAAUAAAUAUUAUAGUUUUAAACAAUUUAGUAGUAAUAUCAUGCCAAGUUAUCAAAUGAUUUAUUACAAAUGAAAUCGAAUUUGAGAUAGAUUCUUGUGUAUAUAAAUAGUAAACAAAAUUCGCAUAUCAUGAUUUCUAGUGUCAUCUUAAUAGAAUGAAUGGUUGAAUAAACGAUGAUACAAUAGAG